This is a messenger RNA of Ostreococcus tauri, 513 nucleotides long. RefSeq lists its product as hypothetical. The transcript has a single exon. NCBI's taxonomy places the organism in Eukaryota, Viridiplantae, Chlorophyta, Mamiellophyceae, Mamiellales, Bathycoccaceae. The record is from RefSeq and is a predicted model, not a curated record. Bases 1 to 513 code for a protein of 170 amino acids.
AUGCUCCGCCGCGCAGCCGAGCGGUGUCGCUCCCUCGCCCGCGCGACGCUGCUCGACGUCCACCAUCCGUGUGCGUCUCGCGAUGUCUCUCACACCGUGAACGCGCGUCGUAAAGCGGAGGAGACGACCGAACAGAAAGAGCUGAGAGCUCGAGCUGAAAAAGCAGCCGAGCGAAAGAUCCGCGCGAGCGACUCCCCGCUCUUCAACUGGGUUGAGGUGGACGUGAAAAACGAUGAUACGGAGAUCCCUCGAUGGCAGAACGCCGUCUUCAUCGUCGUCGCGGGGACGUUUCUGGCGUACUUUGGACACAAGUUGGCGAAGAGCGAGCUCGAGCGGCGCGCGCGAGCGACUGCGGCGAAGGAAAAUUUGGAGUCGCGAGCGAGAGCGGUGAUUCGCGAACGAAUGCGUGAGGGUAGAAGCGUCGCGGAUGUCGCCGCGGACGACGCGUUCGAGGGAUUGGCGCCGGAGGAGAUCGAUGCGCUCGUCUCGCGAGAACGGGACGGCGAGCGGUAG